Molecule: messenger RNA, 6139 nt
Organism: Conger conger (European conger)
Lineage: Eukaryota; Metazoa; Chordata; Actinopteri; Anguilliformes; Congridae
Product: runt-related transcription factor 2-like
Exons: 7
Coding region: 763-2127 (454 amino acids)
Biological process (GO): hemopoiesis; regulation of transcription by RNA polymerase II; regulation of cell differentiation
Cellular component (GO): nucleus
Molecular function (GO): RNA polymerase II cis-regulatory region sequence-specific DNA binding; ATP binding; DNA-binding transcription factor activity, RNA polymerase II-specific
Source: RefSeq, a predicted model, not a curated record
AACCACACUUUCGGGACACAAAUUUGUGGCAGUUUUCAGCUUCUUCAUCCUACAACCGCAAUUCUGACAUCACAUUUUAACCCUAUCAAAACGCUUCUUUUUUUGGAUACAUUAGAAAAAGUUUACCUGCCAGUUUCAAAUUGGAUACCAUGUUGAAUAGGCUACAAUAUGAAAGAAGAAUGAAGAAAGAAAAUUGAGAGUACAGAGAUAUUUUGGCAGCCGUAAACGUUUUUGUUUAGUUUUUGUUUAACUUGUUUUCCUUUAAUGUCCUGUUCGAAUUACGCAAUAUCACAUUUACUUGGAAAAGGCUUCUGGCUUUGUUCUUGCGGUAGACUGAUCGUGUGGUGUUUAGUGUCACUUAGUGUGUGGGAUACCAAAUUUGCCGAAGACGUCUUGAUUUCUCUUCGUGAAAACUAAAAACUAAAAAUUCCUUCAACAGUUCUACGUUCGCUAGACUGGCUUCUUUCUUUUUCUUUUGAUAAGGAAGCGCUCGUAUUCACAACGUCAGGAAUCGACAAGGAGUUAUUUCAGGACAGUUGCAAAGGGAAAAGUGACUUUUUUAAAACAGUGAUUAAAAUUUACACCAAAUUCGUGUGUCAAUGUACCAUCGAAGAUAUUCACUCCGACACCGUUCAGAACGCACUUUUGUAUCUUCAGCGCAGCUGUAGUCUGCCUGCUACGUUCCAAGGAGGAUAUUUUAUCGUUGAAAAAUCUGUUGUAUGUCUGUUUCGGCCGUCUUACCUUCUAUAAUAUAGUGUUGUGAUGCGCAUUCCCGUAGAUCCCAGCACGAGCCGCAGGUUCAGCCCCCCGUCCAGUAGUCUACAGCCUGUCCCGGGGAAAAUGAGCGAUGUGAAUACAGCGACAGGGCAACAAGACACGUCUCCAGCUGUGCCGAGACUUCGGCCGCACGAUAACCGCACCAUGGUGGAAAUCAUCGCUGACCACCCCGCCGAACUUGUCCGGACUGACAGUCCAAAUUUCCUUUGCUCCAUCCUGCCAUCUCAUUGGAGGUGUAAUAAAACUCUACCCGUCGCUUUCAAGGUGGUGGCACUGGGAGAAGUGCCUGAUGGGACCGUUGUCACGGUGAUGGCGGGCAACGACGAGAACUACUCGGCCGAACUUCGGAACGCCUCCGCUGUCAUGAAGAACCAAGUGGCCCGCUUCAAUGACCUGAGGUUCGUGGGCCGGAGCGGAAGAGGUAAAAGCUUCACUCUGACCAUCACUGUGUUCUCCAACCCGCCCCAGGUGGCCACCUACCACCGAGCCAUCAAGGUUACUGUGGAUGGACCACGUGAACCACGCCGACACAGGCAGAAACUGGAGGAUGCACCAAAGACUGGCCUGUUUUCAGAUCGCCUGAGCGAGCUGGAGAGACUACGUCACACCACCAUGAGGGUCGCCGUGCCGACACAAAGCCCCCGCCCGACACUGAACGCGGGACCAAACUCUUUCACCUCCCAGGGACAAACGCAGAUAUCAGCAGACCCGCGGCAGUCCCAAUCCCCACCUCCCUGGUCCUACGAGCAGCCCUACACACCCUACCUGAGCCAGGUGACGCCCCCCGCCAUACACCCCACCACGCCCCUCUCCUCCACCCGCGCGACAGGCCUACCCGCCAUCAGCGACGUGCCACGCCGUCUCUCAGGUGCUGCUGACCUGAGCCCUUUCUCGGACCCAAGGCAGUUUGAGCGUCAGUUCCCCGGCCUUUCCUCGCUCACCGAGAGCCGCUUCUCCAAUCCCAGAAUGCACUACCCUGGCACCUUCACCUACACGCCUACGCCUGUCACCUCCGCCAUGUCUCUGGGCAUGUCAUCUUCCAGCCAUUACCACACAUACCUGCCACCGCCCUACCCUGGCUCCACCCAAAACCAAAGUGGACCAUUCCAGACCAGCAGCACUCCCUAUCUCUACUAUGGGGCCUCCUCUGGAUCGUACCCAUUCUCCAUGGUUCCUGGGGGGGAUCGCUCGCCGUCCCGGAUGCUCCCUCCUUGCACCAGCGUCACCACAGGAGGCUCUGCCCUGGCCAGCCAGGCGGAGGUGACAGAGGCUGACGGAAGCCACAGCAGCUCGCCGACAGUGCUGAACUCCAGCGGCCGGAUGGACGAGUCCGUUUGGCGGCCAUACUGACAGCAUCUGACGGUCAGGAGACCCGGAGUCCACUCAAGAGCCCUACUGCCUUCAAGUAGAGCGUCAGCGGUCAGAUACCAGAAUCAUUUUUUGUUGUUAUUGUUUUUUAAAGCACAAGCCAUCAUGAGGAAUACUUGUUCCAUUUACAGGAACCAUCCAUCUUUUCGCCAUCUGUGUAAGUUCAGUGGUAAUCAGGAUUCGCAGUAGAGAUGCUUUGCCACUGAAGACCUGUGUGCCACUGAAAUGAAUUCUCUCUGAGCAGCAGGGGGUUGUGGGGGCAGGAAAAAGUGGUACAGGGAAAGUGGGUACAGGCGUUUCCCCCGAUGCUUUCCGCAUUCCACUGCUGGUUCUGGUCAUAGCCAGCAGCAGCAGCUCUGUUUAAGCAUAUUUUUCUAUCCAAACUGAACUUGACUCAGUUUUAACACUGAAUGUCCACAUUCUCCUCGGCUGUAUUUAUGCGUGUGACAGAAGCACAGGUUCAUGUUGAACAACAGAGGUACAUCUACGUGUUCGUGCUGUCUUACAGACUUUUAUUUAAAGGUAAAUGGUAGCUGGUAAGCUGGCACAGAUUGAGAUGAAAUGUCUUAUAAAGCCAUAAGUUAUAUAAUGUUUGUGUAAAGGGAUCUCUUUGACGCUUGAAUACUAUUUUUGGAUCAUCUCUUAUAAGUUAAUGUAUUCAUGUUAGUAAUUUAAGCGAUAUAUUUUAUUUUGGAGCAGCCAUGGACAUGCUGUUUGUUAACUUUGUGUUAAGUUAAGAAAACUAUGAAGGUCAGAGUUUUAAAGAUCAGCUAUGAUUUGUAAAGAAAAAUGUUUGAAAUGUUUUUUUUUGUGAACACAUCUCCAUCUCAUUAGCCUAAUCACCAAUCUGAGACUUUGCUUUGUUAUGAGAGUAAUGUACAGUAUAGUACUGUAAAGGUAAACAUCAGCUGUUGAGACACGCGUUAUGGUAAGCAAAAACAAAAAACUGAAAUAUGCAUGCUGUUUCUUUCUGAGACGUUGUAUUUAAUUUUUAACAAACCUGUACAUACAUGUAUUGUGAAAAGGAUAAUUCAUGAUAAUUAUAUGCAACAGGCUUAUAUUUUCCCUCCACAAUGGCAAAACUGAUAUUCUCAAUCAAGAGAGGGCAUUCCCCUCUCUCGGAGUUUAGAGUUAAUUAUAUAUUGUUCCUUCUCUCCAACUAAUUUAUUUUCAUGUGCUUUCUUUAAAAAUCCACAACUACCCUAGGAUUCAAGUGUUUUUUGUUAACUGAAGAUAGUUUGUAGUUUAUGUACAUACUGCCUGACACAGUAUGUACUAUAAAAAUAGAACUACUAAUAUAAACAUGGACAAUCUUUGUUCUCUGUGAUCAUGAAAAGCUGGAGUUCAGUUAAAAAUGAAUGGGUGAUGAUACACUAAUAAUCAAACUUUGCACUUAAACAAGGCUUCGGUUGCCAUGUAGGUCUCAAACAGACAACAUUAAGACAUCAAUAGAAAUAAUGUACUGUACAUGCAGUAGUUUUUUAAUAAUUAAUGAAACUCUUCUGAGAUUUCCCCCUUGAGAUUAGUCUCGCUGAAGAAUGCAAAAACCCCACUUAAUCGCCGUUGUUUUCUUUGAUAGAGAGGGCUUCUCUGUCAUCUCAGGCCUGUCUGCUGAACUUCAAUUGGAGCAUUACCUUUAAAAUAACUCUUUAAAAUAACUGUCUACAACAGUAUAUAAAUAUGUCACCUAUAAAUUUUGAUCCAAAACAAAUUACUAUGGUAAAAUCAUAUAUUUCAAGUUGGCACAUGCUUAAGGGAAAGCAGACAUAAAGCAAGACUAUUAUCAUCAUCAAAAACAGGUUGUAAAAAGGUUUUGAUAGUUUACAUGCAUAUGCUGCAAACCACACAGGUUUACUCAUUGGUUUACUGGAAUGAGUAUAAGGUACUUUUAAACUUAUAAAAUGUGUUUAUUUCAAGAGUUCCAUUCAAGGAAAGUGAAAAGAUGAAGCAUAAGCAAUAAAGUUUUGUUUAAUAGUCAGUAUGCUCUAUAAACCUCUUCUCAAAGUAUUUCACUGGUGCUUCCACUGAAAAAAAAAAUCGAAUGCCCUCUAAAACUGAAGAAACUAUGGAGUUUAAUACAAAAAUUAGUGCAAUGCAGACCAUAAAAUGUUAUUUACAAACAAUAUUUUAUUGCCUGCGUGAGCUAUUUUUAUAUGAAUAAUGACUUCUUAAUGUGUUCAGAAUUCAUUUAUUUGUUGUGAUGUCCUGCUUAAGUCAUUUAUUUCAUCGGCACUUACAAAGGUGUUUGACUCCAGGACUCAUGAGAAUAAUGCUACCAUUACAAAAUGUCAUCUAUUUUAGAAAAAGAAAAAAGGUACUAUAUUUGUAUUCAUAUUUUUGUAAUUAUUGGUGAAAAGGGCUCCAGUGAUAUGUAUAACAAUGUUAUACUCAUAUAAUGAGUGGUACAGUAGGUAUGCUUUAAAAAUAUUGUGUAAAAUGUAAUUUAAAAAAGAAACAGGCUGCAGGCAGCACCCAGGGAAAGCGUGAUAUGUAAUAAUGAUUUUGUAUGUACAGUAUGUGUACAGAAUGGCACUUCUUUUUGUUUGGUGGUUUCAUCUCUAAACCCUGAGGCCUUGAUAAAUUCUUGGAAAAUGGGUCUGUGCUCAGAACAGUCUGCUUUUGAGGCCAAAUUUGCAGUAUCACAAAACGCAAAACAGGGCAGGAUAAUGUCUCGUCCCCUAGUCCAAAACUGCAAUGUACACUAAGCUCAAUUUUGUGCUUGACAGAUGCAAGGUUCAGAGUUUCACAUUUAUGAAAUGUGUAGUGUUGGUACGUUAGGAAAAGGGUAACACGUCCUUUUAUUAGCCUCAGAAUGGUAAGGACAAAGGACAAAUUGCAAUUCAUUUGAAUUAAGCCAUAGUCUUAACUCAUUCGAAGUGAAUUGCAACUUAUUGCAAAUUGUUUAAGUAUUUAAAGUAAAGUAUUUAAGUAUUUAACCAAUUUCAGCAUGUUUUUAUGUUACUUUAAGCGACAGGCUGGCGAUUCUUGAAAUAAUGAAACAAAGAGAACGCCCCUCAAUAAAGUUAAAAAAGGCUAUUUUGAAGAAGGCUGCACAUUGCAGCAGUGCUUUCUGUGAUGUGUUUUUUCUUGACACACAGAGAAUCCUUCUUAUUCUUUGGUCAGAUCAGAUGCAAUAUGUAGCAGAUUUUGGCUACAAACCAAACAUUUGUGCCUCAGAUGUAAUAUGAAUGUAAUUCUUAUUACGGUUAAUAGUUAAUAAACAAAACAUUAAGAAUAAGUUGUUAUUUAUGUAAAACUGAAUGGAUCGUUCCAGCAUAGAUGCCUAUACAUAAUCUGGACCACAUUCUAAUAUGAGGCUUUAAGCUUUAAUUUUUCUUGGCUGUGAAGUGCAAAUUGGCUAAAUUCGAAAUGCCCCCUGGUGCGUAUUUGUGUCACCGCAGUUAUAUUAUCUGAUAAUACAAAAAGAAUGGCUUAUGUCAGGUCUUUCAAAACACGGAAUAGUGACCAUGAAACACAAUCGUCCACUCUGAGAACAUCCUGCUGUCUCAGGCUCUGAAACCAAGGAUUUAUGACACUAUGUUGUUUUACACAGAGAUAAGAGCUGAACUUUGUUUACAUAAUAAAAGUUAUAUCUCUGCAUACUUUAUCAUCUGCAUAAAUGCUGGAUGUACAAUCUGCCCGUCGUAUUUCCAUACGGACCUCUGUUUUACGUUUUUUUUUACUCUGAAUAUGUUCUUCUGUUACACUUUUCUUCUUUUUUUUCCGACUGCUGCAAACUGAAGAGGAGCCGUGUUUGUACCGUGUAUAAAAACUGAGUCAUCCGCAGUGCUGCGAGCACAUCCUGUACAGACUGUCCAGUUUGCUUGUUUGCUCAGUUUGCCUUUGUGUCUGAUGCUCCAUCGAUUGUGGAAAACGUUUUUGUUUUUUCAGGAUGAUCAAAAACUAUCCAUAUGGAUCGUUUUGUGGUCCGAUAUGUCUGGUUUUGAUUGUAACAUUUGUUUUUCAAAAAAAUAAAGAAGUCUUUUUGUAAGAA